Molecule: messenger RNA, 1290 nt
Organism: Penicillium oxalicum
Lineage: Eukaryota; Fungi; Ascomycota; Eurotiomycetes; Eurotiales; Aspergillaceae
Product: agmatinase
Exons: 2
Coding region: 1-1290 (429 amino acids)
Molecular function (GO): agmatinase activity; metal ion binding
Source: RefSeq, a predicted model, not a curated record
AUGCCCGCCUGGAAGUCCCUCUUAAGCGUGCUGGCACUGGCCGGCACGGCUGUCUCUUGCGCCCACCAUGACGAUGCCGAGGUGGUGCCCGAGCACGAACGCGAAGAACUGCUGAAAAAAUGGGAUCAAGAGUGGUCCUUUUCCGGAAUCGCCAGCUUCGCCCACCUCCACACCGUGAAAUGUCUCAUCGAACCGGAUGAGAACUACGACAUCGCCGUCAUUGGUGCCCCGUUCGACACCGCAGUCAGUUACCGACCCGGCGCUCGCUUCGGACCCCGCGCCAUCCGCGCCGCCAGUGCGCGUCAAAUGAGCGGAAUCAGCUACAACACCCGCGCGGGGAUCAACCCUUACAAGUCAUGGGCCAAAAUCACCGACUGCGGUGACAUCCCCAUCACACCGUUUGACAACGGGCUGGCGGAGCGCCAGAUGUACGAGGCCUUUUUGGAAUUGGGGUCUCGAAAGAUUGCCAACCCUGCGCCGUCCGCCCAAACCAAGAGCAACAAGGGCGAGACCCCCAGCAUUGGUGCGCGGCAUCCCAAACUGGUGACGCUGGGCGGUGAUCACAGCGUGGCCCUGCCGGCCCUCCGCGCCUUAUACCAGAUCUAUCAAAAGCCGAUUACGGUCCUGCAUUUCGAUGCUCAUCUGGAUACGUGGAACCCCGUGCGUUACUCGGCCUACUGGCAGAGUGAGCAGACACAAUUCAAUCAUGGCAGCUUUUUCCACAAGGCGAGCCGCGAGGGCCUGAUUUGUAAUUCCACCUCUGCCCAUGCGGGAUUGCGCACUCGCUUGACCGGCGUCGACGAUGGUGAUUACACCACCCCCGGGCCGGAACAGGGCUUCAUUCGAAUCCACGCGGACGAUAUCGACGAGUUGGGCCCCAUGGGCAUCGUGGAGAAGAUCAUGAGCCGCAUCGGGCUGGACCCGGAGCAGCCGGUCUACCUGUCGGUGGACAUUGACGUGUUGGAUCCGUCGACGGCGCCGGGUACGGGGACGCCGGAGCCGGGUGGUUGGACCACUCGCGAAUUUAUUCGCAUCCUGCGAGGAUUGGAGAAGUUGAAUCUGGUGGGUGCGGAUAUCGUCGAGGUUUCGCCCGCCUAUGACAACAAGGGCGAGACAACCGCGUUAGCUGCGGCGCAGGUUGCUUUUGAGAUUAUUACUAGCAUGGUCAAGUCUGGUGUGGAUGAGGAGCUGGGUGGGUGGUAUGGACGCCGCGUGGAUGGAUCGGGAGGAGUGGGCGUCGGUGCGGUCGUGGAAGAUACUUCUGCUCCUGCUGGCAAGGACGAGCUGUAA